Trematomus bernacchii (emerald rockcod) is the source of this 1234-nucleotide messenger RNA. RefSeq names its product protein LEG1 homolog. The record is from RefSeq and is a predicted model, not a curated record. The transcript has 8 exons. Lineage: Eukaryota; Metazoa; Chordata; Actinopteri; Perciformes; Nototheniidae. The coding region runs from base 26 to 1099 and encodes 357 amino acids.
AGUACCCUCUCCCAGAUCCUCAGUCAUGCUGCGUCCCGCUGUCCUCGGCCUCCUCCUGGCAUGUGCUGUGUCUCUUAGCAGCUCUGCCGUAAUUCUAGAGAAUGGCAUGCCCGUCCUUUGGGUCCACACGGCUGGCCAGUUGUCCGACCUGCCGGUACAGAAUGACAUCCUGAAUCCCGACCCAUGGCACUUCCUUCACCGUAUGAGUCUUUACCGACUGAUGAUAGCUGCCACAGACCCGUUUAUGGGAUCCAUGGGGACAAAUGCCACAGACAGUCCAAUCUGGGGACUUCCACUGCAACUUGGAUGGAUGCUAACCUCAGGGCGUCUUGCUGACCCAACCGGUGUUUCAACCUGCGGCCUGCAAACAGGAGAUACUAUGUGCAUUUCUACUGAGAGCUGGUGGAGCUGUGUGAACUACUUUGUCUCUGCACUGCCCUUCCUGUCUGCCGCACAGCAGGGCUUCAUGGGAGACGGACUUCAGGUCCAGAUGCAGGUACCUGAAGGUGUACUGGACUAUUGCACCACAUAUGCUGAUUGUUUGAGUCGCUACCCUGACGCCAUGGGUAAAUGGGAUGCCUUUUUCCAGGGUCUCAAGGCUACAACUGACUCCCCUCUCCCUGAAAAUGAGAAGAAAGACUCUCUCCUCGGCCUCUACUGGGAAGCACAGAUGGCUUCAACUCAUGCCUCUGCUGCAUGCAAUGCCAGGCAGAGCCACUUCUCCGCUGUAGAGUUGUCGUUUGCUAAGAACUGGCUAAACUCAGCCGAAUACGUUUCUGCAGCACAUUUCCAAUCCAACUUGGCAAACUCUGCAAUGUUCCUAACCCCUCUUCCAAGUCGUAUUUUAAAGGAGGAUGACCAAGCGCCUAACAUAGCCGAUCUGAGUACGGAUGAAAACCAUUCACUUUCUAUCUUCUCCUGGAUGUCCAGAGCCAACACUCUACUGGGUGGGAGACUGGUGACUUACUGGAAAGGUGCCAUGUGUUCAGUGACCACAAGAGAAAAAGGCAGAGAGAUGCUCGGGCAGCUCUUACUGGAUCCCACAUUCGCUACAACCACUUUCCUUUCAAUCGUCACAGGAAUGGCUACGAGCUGCUGAGAUACAGAGAGAAAUCAAUUCGAAUGAAUAAGUCAUAAUGACUUUUUUCAUUUGAAAGUUAAAGAAUCUGUUUUGAUUUGUUAUAUUUUUGUUCUUGUGAAUAUGUGUUCCACAAUAAAGCCUCAACAAACCUAU